UCAAAAGCGUAAUGUAACAUAAUUAUAUUUUUAUCCUGUGAAGAAGUUCUGUUAUUUCAAGUCAACAUGUAUUUAAAUAAUUUUAAAAUAUUAUUGUUGGUAGGAAUAGUAAUGUUGAUCGCAGUUUCACCAUCCAGUACAACUGACUAUAGCAUGUGUCCUGAAACCAGCCACCAACGAUCCCUAAUUUACCACAACACACUAACCGGAGAAUUUAUCUAUGUACGCAUUCCAGGCUCGGGUUUCUUUAAUGCUUCAAUCAAUUGCCUUCAGAUAAUCGAUAUGAAUGAAAGUUUUAGUACAUCAGUUAUAGAAGAAGGUGGAUAUGGAAAGGGGUAUGUAGGUUUACGUAUUGAUCCUGUUCAACCAGAAGAGCAGGUGCAGUACGAUGUUCAGAUUUAUGUUGACCAAUAAUUUAAUUAUCUAUUAAAUAAACUUUUGGGUCUGUA
Diabrotica balteata is the source of this 449-nucleotide messenger RNA. The record is from the annotation of a GenBank genome assembly. NCBI's taxonomy places the organism in Eukaryota, Metazoa, Arthropoda, Insecta, Coleoptera, Chrysomelidae.